This is a messenger RNA of Salvia splendens (bonfire salvia), 1858 nucleotides long. RefSeq names its product probable CoA ligase CCL11. Lineage: Eukaryota; Viridiplantae; Streptophyta; Magnoliopsida; Lamiales; Lamiaceae. The transcript has a single exon. The record is from RefSeq and is a predicted model, not a curated record. Bases 63 to 1715 code for a protein of 550 amino acids.
UGCCUAUGAAGCAAACAUCAUCACUACAGAGAGAGAGAGAGAGAGAUCACCCUUAUUAACUGAUGGAUCAAUUGAAACCCAGCUCCGUCAACUCAUGCCCCCUUACCGCACUCACAUUUCUUCAACGCGCCGCCGUAGUAUACGGCGACUGCCCUUCCCUCAUCUACAACUCCACCACCUACACCUGGUCCCAGACCCACUUCCGAUGCCUCCGCGCCGCCUCCGCCAUCGCCUCGUUGGGGUUUUCCUCCGGCGCCGUCGUGUCCGUGGUGGCGCCCAACAUCCCCGCCAUGUACGAGCUCCAAUUCGCCGUCCCUAUGGCCGGCUGCGUCCUCAACAACAUCAACAUCCGCCUCGACGCCAGAACCAUCUCCCUCAUCCUCCGCCACUCCGAAUCCAAGGCCGUCUUCGUCGAUUCCCACCUCCACUCCGUCGUCCUCGAGUCCGUGUCUCUCCUCCCGCCCGAUGCUCCCCGCCCCGAGCUUAUCCUCAUCACCGACGAAGACGACUACAUCGACGAUCGUCGUGAUUUUGCUACUACAUAUGAAGAGAUGUUGCAGAGUGGAAGUGAAGAUUUUGAAUGGGUGGUUCCGGCUAGCGAGUGGGACCCAAUGACUUUGAAUUACACCUCCGGCACUACUUCUUCACCGAAAGGAGUAAUUCACAGCCAUAGAUCGCUCUUCAUAAUCACAUUAGAUUCGUUAAUCAAUUGGUCCGUCCCCAAACAGCCAGUCUACCUCUGGACGCUGCCGAUGUUCCACUCCAACGGGUGGAGCUACACCUGGGGCAUGGCGGCGGUCGGCGGAGUCAACAUCUGCCUCCGCCGCUUCGACGCCGGAGCCGUUUACGACGCCAUCGGAAACCAUAAAGUCACUCACAUGUGCGGCGCUCCGGUGAUUCUGACAAUGCUGGCAAACUACCCGCGCGCGGCGCAGCUAAGAUCACCGGUUGAAUUCAUGACCGGCGGCGCGCCGCCGCCGCCGCAGGUGGUGCUCCGGACGGAGGCGCUGGGUUUUUUAAUCAGCCACGGGUAUGGGAUGACGGAGGUUGCCGGGGUGAUAGUGUCGUGCGCGUGGAAGCCGAAUUGGAGCAAGCUUCCGGCGGCAGAGAGGGCGAAAUUGAAGGCGCGGCAAGGGGUUCGAACGCUGGGGCUGACGGCGGUGGAUGUGGUGGAUCCUGAGAAUGGAAGGAGUGUUAAAAGAGAUGGAGUGACCAUGGGAGAGAUUGUGGUGAGAGGAGGGACGUUAAUGCUGGGGUAUUUAAAAAAUCCGGCGGCGACGGCGAAGUGCAUGAGGGAGGACGGGUGGCUGUACACCGGCGACGUGGGCGUGAUGCACCCGGACGGGUACUUGGAGAUAAAGGACAGAUCGAAGGACAUAAUAAUCAGCGGGGGAGAGAAUGUGAGCAGCGUGGAGGUGGAGUCGGUGCUGUAUUCGAACCCGGUGGUGAAUGAGGCCGCGGUGGUGGCGCGGCCGGAUGAGUAUUGGGGGGAGACGCCAUGCGCCUUCUUGAGCUUGAAGGAAGGGGUGAGUCCGAAGCCGCCUGAGGGUGAGAUGAUAGAGUUUUGUCGGGAGAGGCUGCCGCAUUACAUGGUGCCUAAGACGGUGGUUUUCAUGGCGGAGCUGCCGAAAACGGCCACUGGAAAAGUGCAGAAGUAUGCGCUGAGGGAUAUUGCAAACAAAAUGGGGACGCUUUCGGCGGCCAGUCGGAUGUAGGAUGCUGCUCAAACACCCAUUUCUUUAAUUGUUUCUUUUAAUUACUUUAAAUUUUUAAUGAUUUCCUAUUUACUGAAUAUAAGAUGUUUUUUGUGUACCAUUUAUAAAUAGAAAACAAUAAAGAAUUGAACGUUUUCUCUCCA